Molecule: messenger RNA, 4108 nt
Organism: Lytechinus pictus (painted urchin)
Lineage: Eukaryota; Metazoa; Echinodermata; Echinoidea; Temnopleuroida; Toxopneustidae
Exons: 5
Coding region: 43-2661 (872 amino acids)
Source: RefSeq, a predicted model, not a curated record
UCAUGUACACAACGCGUUGUUUUGUUUUGAUCAGGUGCAAAUAUGGUCUACUGUCAAGCUUUCGGUUGCAAUAAUACUACAAAUACUGGGUGUAAAAAGCAUGGAGUAAGCUUCCAUGCUAUUCCAGAUCCUCUUAAAAGGCCAGAGGAAUGUAGGAAAUGGAUUGCUGCACUCAAAGUUGAGAAAUUUGACUUCAAAACCUACAGGUUUAACAGGAGCAAUGUGGUGUGCAGCGAGCACUUCGUGGAGAGCGAUUUUGUGGAGGACCUCCGAGCAAAGUUGAUGGGAUCCAAGGAAAAGAAGAGGCUGAAAGAUGGUGCCAUACCCUCAGUUUUCGAUUAUAGGCCUUUGCCUAAACGAAGAAGACUGUCAGAAGAUAGGGACGCCAAAGUGACAGCGAAAAGGUACCUGCAGUCAGUUCUGGAAGAACCUGUAUUGGAGGAAUCAGUUCCAAGCAGCAGUUCAACUUCAUCAAGUUUCAAGGCAUCUUCUUCAGCGUCAAAAUAUCCCGAGUUGCUUGACACCAAUCUUGCCUUUCAUGAGGAACCUGAUUCCAUCUCAGAUGUACAUGAUCCCACUGCUUCAGAUGUACAUCUACAAGCAGGAAGCCAUGAAAAACGUUACAAGUCAAGGCGGCGGCGGAAACGAAAGAAGAUUUCUUCAGAUGAUGAUAAAGGAGAUCUGGUUAAAGUUCAUGCAAGCUGCCAAACAUUCCACUCAGGUGUAAAGAUGACACAAGACAACUUUACACAAUGUCCAGAAGACUUCUCAUAUGUCACUGAUGAGCACAAGUACUCGUGUGGAAGCACCCAACUCCUGAAACCAGUCAUCUCAUUCUCAGCUGUAUCACAGCCUUUUGCAGCUCAAGAGCAUAGCCAUCCGUCAACUCCAGAAGAAGAACCAGAAUUUCAACAUGUAUCUGCACGUCUCCCUUUGACAAAUCACUCCCCUACACCAUCUGAACCCAGAUCAGCAACGUCUCAUCUGCAAGAAGUAUCAGAUCAAACAGAAGAUACAACAGUCAGUCCAGCAACUCCAACAGAGCCAAUGGAUACAGCAGAUUCACCAGCCAGUCCUGUCUCAUCUGAUUUUGAAAGUAAGAAGAACUCCAGUGAUUCAUCUUAUGAACCAUCAUCCGAAGAGAGUUCUUCAUCUGACUCAGAUGAUGAUGAGCCAGAUGAGCUUAGGUUCUGCAAGGAUAGGAAAUUUGUUGUGUUUGAAUCUCAGCUGAACACCCUUCUGUAUAGUAUGCAUUGCAAUGCUUGUGCUACUGGAUACAUUGCAGAGUUGAAGAAGCAAUGUGUGGGGACAAUGCUGAAGGUUGAUGUUAUCUGUAUCUGUGGUAAUAUUGUUACCAAGUGGGUGUCUCAACCCACUAUCGGACGUCAACCUGUUGGAAAUAUCCUAUUUUCAGCAGCUCUUCUCUUGAGUGGCAGCUCCUAUGAAAAAGUGUCAUUUUUCUGGGAGCUCUUUAAUAUCCAGUACAUUUCACAAAAAACGCACAAUGAAACCCAGAGCAACAUACUACAGCCAGUCAUCAAUACGUAUUAUGAACAAGAGAUAGAAGAACAACAGCAACAUGCUAGAGGGGAGCCAGUGACGGUAAUUGGUGAUGGAAGGUGUGAUUCACCUGGCUAUAGUGCCAAAUUUUGUACAUACACAAUGAUGAACAUGAAAACCAACAAGAUUCUGGGGAUGGCCUUGGUUUCAGUGAAAGAAGCAACAAGCUCCGUUGGAAUGGAGAAAAUCGGAUGCAGGAGAGUUAUGGAUAACUUACUAGAGAAUGGGAUUGAUGUCGCGGUGUUUGCUACAGACAGGCAUGUGGGCAUUCGCAAAAUGAUGAAGGAUGACUUUCCAUGGAUUGACCAUCAAUUCGAUGUUUGGCAUCUUGGGAAAUCAUUCCAGAAGAGGUUAUUAGCCAAGGCAAAGCUGAAGAACUGUGAAGAUCUUGGGCCUUGGAUCAGAGCAACGUCAAACCAUCUUUGGUGGUCAACACAAAACUGUGAGGAAGACCCAGUUAUGUUGGUGGAGAUGUUCCAGUCCAUGACCCAUCAUGUGUGCGAUGUACAUUCUUGGAUUUCAGGUGAUAAGUUUCACAAGUGCGCUCAUGAGGAACUGUCUGUCGAAGAUGAAGAAGAGACAAAGUGGUUGACACCUGGGUCAAAAUCACAUGAAUCUCUCCAGUCAGUCCUUUUUGACAAAAGGCUAGUAAAAGACAUAAAGCAGCUAUCAAAAGCUUGUCACACUGGGGAAUUGGAAGUGUUCCAUAACCUCUACCUGAAGUAUUGCCCAAAGAGACAGCAUUUCUUCUAUCCCGCCAUGCUAGCUCGCACCCAGUUGGCGGUACUAGACCACAACUUCAACACUGGUAGGAAACAAGCAACAAUAAAAAAGCCAAGAAAAGGGUCCGGCCAGAAGGGUGCUCUCCGGUACAAGUAUGCCUACUCCAAAGCAACCAAAACUUGGAUUGUACGGAAGGUUCCAGAGGAUAAGGAAUACACCUACUUGUGGGACAUCUUAGUGGGUUGUCUGCAGAUGAAGAGUGGCAACUUCGAAGUUCAACCUGCUAACAUACCACACCUUCCUCAAAACAUAGCCCCUGUCCCAAGACCACCACAAGAAGAUCUGCUCGCUCAUUUUACCACUCGAUUUGCCAAAUAAAAGAAUGGAUCAAAGUCUUCAUGGAUCAUUACGGAUGCUACAUGUACAAGCGACAAUAUUAGGAGUGAAGAUCUACAUUUUCUGGCAUGUUAUUCAAGAGACAUUUUGAACAUGAAAUUCAUGAAAUCUCAGUUGGUUGACAAUUUCCGGAAGGGUAGGGGUGUUAAGCUGUAAUGUUAAAGAUUUCAGUAGAGUGAGAAUGGCUAUAAAUUGUGUUUUUAUUUCAAGUUAUUAGUCAUUUUGAAAAAUUUUGCUUGUUUUUCUUUUUUUAACAGUUAUAUUUUGUUCAAUGGUGGAAACCAUCUAUUUACCAGUGAUAAAAAAACAUCGACAUUAGAAUUGGUGGGCAAAUUUUAAAACUAUGGCAUGAUUAGUUUGAGGUAUGAUGAUAAUUUGUGUCAUGAGUUGCCAGUAUGUCCAUGUUACUUUGUUCGCAAAAGUGUACCAUUGAUUUUUUAAUAAAAUGACAGAUAUGUGAGGACCUGAUGAAACAAAUUUUCCAUCUAUUGACAGAAUUUAAAAUUACCAAAGUAUAGAGAAUUCACUCUGAAGAACCAGAAUGUUUUUGAUGAGGUUUCCAUGGCGGUAUGGACAAUCACAGAAUUGGGUUACCAGUGAUAAAAAAACAUCAUCGACCUUAGACAUGGUGAGCAAAUUUUAAAACUAUGGCAUUAUUAGUUUGAGGUAUGAUGAUAAUUUGUGUCAUCAUGUGGGUUAGCAACAGACUAAGAAAAUAGAGGUACAUGUAGAGGUGAAAUGGAAAAGUGAGAAAGUGGAAGGUUGGAAGAAUAUCUUUCAGAAAUUAGUGUACAUGUAGUCUGUAUAAAGGGACUUGAACUCAGACAAAGUUGAGAGCCUCUAGGAGCAGCAGAGAUAACAAAUUUCUGCAUAUAUAUUUGCAUUUGACCCAUUACAUAACUCUCCAAUCGAAUACAUGGAAAUUAUUAAAAGUUAUUAUGAGUUUGAAAGUCUGAAGCAUGGCAACAGAUGUUUUAUUUCAGGAUUUACAUCUUGUGGUACAGACAAUCAAUGAAAUUUUAUGUUAAAAUUUCCAUGCCAAAAUUUGCAAGAAGUAGAAACAGUUUCUAGUCGGUCUCAAACUGUUUUGUGUGAUUUUUAAUAGACAGUAUAUGGUUGACUACACUACCCAUAUUCUUUGAAAGUGUAAACAGAAGAAAUAUUGUAUAUAUGUAGUAUUUUCAUUUUUUUUUUCAUUGAUGUUUUUGAAGUAUUUUUUCUGUUCAAUGUAUUACCCGUCAGUGUGAUUGCAGGGCUGUAAACUUGUUAACAUUUAGCAUGAACCCUUGAACUAUCUCUACAUAAAGAAAGGAAAUGGAUAUAUGCAAAAAAAAGAAAAAGACCCGCCUGGGUAAUCUGCACUUUCCCAUUUGUAGCUGGUUGUGCAUGAAGUUUUACACAAAGUAUGUGUACAUGUAUUUGAGAAUUG